Messenger RNA from Bombina bombina (fire-bellied toad), 5884 nucleotides. RefSeq names its product phosphatidylinositol glycan anchor biosynthesis class L (gene PIGL). Gene Ontology annotation, molecular function: N-acetylglucosaminylphosphatidylinositol deacetylase activity. Gene Ontology annotation, biological process: GPI anchor biosynthetic process. The transcript has 7 exons. The record is from RefSeq and is a predicted model, not a curated record. Lineage: Eukaryota; Metazoa; Chordata; Amphibia; Anura; Bombinatoridae. Gene Ontology annotation, cellular component: endoplasmic reticulum. The coding region runs from base 1 to 789 and encodes 262 amino acids.
AUGCUGACAGCCGUGCUAAUUUUGGUGCUUGUUUUGUCGUUUUUAUGUAGCCGGUGGAGAGAUGCUCUGUCCAGCCGGACUAGUGAUCUGUUACUGAGGAUGGAGGCCGUGGCACCGCUGCUGCUCAUCGCGCACCCGGAUGAUGAGUGCAUGUUUUUUGCACCAACUAUCCUUGGCUUGCUCAGGCAGCGGCGCCCGCUCUCUGUGCUCUGCUGUUGCACAGGAAAUUACUACAAUCAAGGGGAGGUUCGUAAGAAAGAAUUAAUUGAAAGCUGUGCUGUUUUAGGAAUCCCUCCUUCAAAUGUUACCCUUAUUGACCACAGAGAUCUACCUGACAAUCCAAAAGUGCAGUGGGAUAGGAACCUCCUUUCCUCACUUAUUCUGAGCCAUAUUAAAGAGAAGAAUAUUGACCUGGUAAUCACAUUUGACGAAAGAGGUGUGAGUGGGCAUUCUAAUCAUAUUUCAUUGUACAGCGCUAUAAGGUCUAUGCAGUGUACAGGAAGGCUACCUGAUGGAUGCUCUGUGCUUGUGCUGGAGUCAGUAAACAUUCUCAGAAAGUACCUCUCAUUCUUAGACUUGCCAAUCAGCUGGAUGUGUCCACAGGAUGGGCUCUUCAUACUGGCAGGAGAGCAGUACAAGAAGGCCAAGGAUGCCAUGGCAUGCCACCAAAGCCAACUUCUCUGGUUUCGCCACCUGUAUCUUAUAUUUUCACGCUACAUGGUGAUCAAUUCAUUAAAGUUUCUAUCCUGUGAUAAAGAAGAACCAGAAGUUAAAUCCAAAAACAGUUGAUCCUUUCCAUGGAGCUCCUGAAUAAGAUGUGACCACUCAGUGAACUGAUUGUCCAGUUAUCCUGUGUCCUGAGAUACACAGUAAUUACACACAUAAUAUGUGCUAGCUGCUGAUAGACUGUAACCAUGCAGUUACUGGAUAAGCAUGUGUGAAAAUGUUUACAUAAUACUGUAAUAAGGAAAUCUGUAAAGUAUAUUAUCUAAAUUACUGUAAUUUUUUUUUUUUUAUCCAGCCAUUUUUGUUCUUCACGUUUUUUAUAGUAAUACUACAGGUGCAAUUAUUAUGCAAAAUCACUUUAUGCACCUAUAAGGGCGGUGGUUGCACUAAGAAGACUCAUCUAAAAAUGAGUUUCAAAAUGGCAGCAACAAAAAGAGUGCUAACCCCUCAAAAGUGAUAUAGAAUGGGAAAAGGUGAAAAGGUUGUUAUAAAAUCAAGCACCUAGAUUACAAAUUUUGCGCUGAACAGGGUGCGGAACUAACACCAAAAAAGUUGCGUUAUUUCACCCUCCAUAGCGCUGCCAUUACGAGUGAAUGAAAAGCCUCCUUGUGCGUGCGAUAUGGUGGCGUUAAAGGGACACUGAACCCAAUUUUUUUUUUUUGUAAUUCAGAAAGAGCAUGCAAUUUUAAGCAACUUUCUAAUUUACUCCUAUUAUCAAUUUUUCUUCGUUCUCUUGCUAUCAUGAUUUGAAAAAGAAGGCAUCUAAGCUUUUUUUUGGUUUCAGUACUCUGGACAGCACUUUUUUAUUGGUGGAUGAAUUUAUCCACCAAUCAGCAAGGACAACCUAGGUUGUUCACCAAAAAUGGGGCGGCAUCUAAACUUACAUUCUUGCAUUUCAAAUAAAGAUACCAAGAGAAUGAAGAAAAUUUGAUAAUAGGAGUAAAUUCGAAAUUUGCUUAAAAUUAAAUUUUUGGGUACAGUGUCCCUUUAAGCGCCAUACCGCACAAUGAUUUAUUGUUUCUAUAAAAUGUUUAUUAAAAAUAUUGAAUACAAAAAAAAAAGCCAAGGGCUGCUUUGACGUGGUCAUGCACGCUUUCCCUCAAUGACAUCAAUAGGGAGAGAGUGUCAGAAAAAAACCUAACACCUGCGAUCGCAGAAUGAAAAUUCUCCGUAACGCAACCCCAUUGAUGUCUAUGGGGAAAAAAAGUUACAUUUAAACCUAACAUAAACCCCAAGUCUAAACACCCCUAAUCUGCUGCCCCCGACAUCGCCGGCACCUAAAUAAAAUUAUUAACCCCUAAUCUGCCGCUCCCGACAUUGCUGCCACUAAUAAAAGUUCUUAACCCCUAUUCCGCCGCUCCCCGACAUCGCCAACACUAUAAUAAAGAUAUUAACCCCUAAACCUCCGGCCUCCCACAUCUCUGCAACUAAAUAAACCUAAUAACCCCUAAACCGCCAGCCCCACACAUUGCAAAACACUAAAUUAAACUAUUAACCCCUAAACCUAACACCCCCUAACUUUAAAUUAAAUUUACAAUAUAACUAUAUUUAAAUAAAUAAAAACUUACAUGUGAAAUAAAAAUAAACCUAACAUUAAACUAUAAAUUAACCUAACAUAACUAUUCUAAUAAAAUAAAAAAAUACUACCAAUUAAAAAAUCUAAAUUAGAAAUUAAAAAAAAAUAACACUACAAAAAAUAUAAAAUUACAAAAAAUAAUAAACACUAAAUUACAAAAAAUAAAAAACACUAAGCUUACAAAAAAUAAUAAACUAAAUUAUAAAAAAUAAAAACAAUUACACCUAAUCUAAUAGCCCUAUAAAAAAAAACUCCCCCCAAAAUAACCCCCCCAGCAUACAAUAAACUACCAAUAGCCCUUAAAUAGCCCUUAAUAGUCCCCCCAACAGUAAAACCCACCACCCAACCAACUCACCCAAAUAAAAAAAAACUAACUCUAAAAAAAAAAGAGCAUUCAGCUCUUUUUCAUUGCCCUUAAAAGGGCAUUUAGCUCUUUUUUCAAUAGCCCAAACCCUAAUCUGAAAAAAGCACCCCAAAAAAUACCUAAUACUAACCCCAGAAUAUCUAUUCACGGUUGCUGAAGUCCGAACAUCCAGGUGGCGAGAAGUCUUCAUCCAGGCGGCGACAUCUUCAUCCAUCGCGGGGGCGUUUUCUGUCUUCAUCCCGGCAGCGCGGAGGGGCAAAGACAUCCAGCGCAGAGCGUCCUCUUCAUACGGUCUCCGCUGUACACUGAAGCUUCAAUGCAAGGUACCCAUUUCAAAAUGGCGUACCUUGCAUUCCUAUUUGGAUGAGAGCUUCUAAAAUCCUAUUGGCUGUUAAUAAGUUUUAAAUAGUGUUUGCGAUGCGGGAGGGCGGUGGUUUAAGGGUAAUAGGUAGUUUAUGGGUGUUAGUGUACUUUGUAUCACUUUAGUUAUGAGUUUUGUGAAACAUUUUUGUGGUGCAAAACUCAUAACUACUGCUCUCAGAUGGCUAUAUGGAUCGUGUCGGUAUAGGCUGUAAGGCAAGUUUUUUAGCCUCACCGUACAACCUGCAAUACCAGGGCUAUGAAAAUCCCACGAAAAAACGUCAUAUUUUUGAGUGUGGAAUGGAUGUUGCGUUACAGGCUAAAAUGCUUGCGUUAUAGCUAUACCGACACGACUCGCAAUAGCUGCGUUACUGCUUUUACGUUGAAAUUGCCAUUUUUUCAGAGUUAAAAGCCGUAACGCAAAACUCGUAAUCUAGGUGGAGAUGAAUUGAAUAUCAUAUAACUCUCACUUUAUUAAACAGAAAAAAGACACACUAUGGGUUAAAAACACUUAAACUCAGCUGCCAUGAAGUUACCAGUGGGAAAAUAUUAGAUACUGAGAGGUAGAUCGCUGUGGGUAAUACCACUGAUAGGUUGUAAUUGGAUUCGAAUUAAGAUCUGAUGGUAUAGUUAUAUGAUUAUGAUCAAUGUGAAUACAGUAUCGUUCAAACACCAACAAGAACAAUUAUUCAGAAUACUAACUGAUCUUAACUUAACUAAACUCCUUUUAUAGCGGGAGUUAUUUUAAAGUUAUCUUUCCUGUGAUUAGGAGUGCUGCGAAAGAUCUCAAAAUAGUAGCCAGAGUGAGUGAUCACACAUACAGCAUUUUAAAUAAAAAUCAACCACACUUAGAGCAUUAUAUCCAGACAGACAGAGUAAGCUAGUUAAAAUAAGAGAGACAACGCUGUCACUGGCCGACAUCGCCAACACUAUAAUAAAGUACAAACAAGCAACAUUUGCUUCAAUCCAUAUAUAAUAUAUUUUGACAAAUACAAAAGUAGUCAUAUUCCUUAGACUGAUUUGAACUCCACUAAACAAAACAAAAUAUGGAAAAAACUAUCAGCUAGAUUACGAGUUUUGCGUUAAAGUGAAAAAGCAGCAUUAUCAGGUCCUAACGCUGCUUUUUCACUACUGCUACUAUUACGAGUCUUGCAGGUUUAGGGGCACCGCACACUUUUUUAGCCUUACCGCAAACCGACUUACGUAAACCCUUUUUUCUAUGGGACUUCCAUAGCGCCGGUAUUACGAGUCGGUCCUGGGAGGCCAAAAAGUGAGCGGUACACCCUCUACCUCCAAGAUUCCUAACGCAUUCUAAAGCCAGUAGUUAUGAGUUUUACACUACAACGCCGUAGCAUAAAACUCAUAACUAAAGUGCUAAAAAGUACACUAACACCCAUAAACUACCUAUUAACCCCUAAACCGAGGCCCUCACGCAUCGCAAACACUAUAACAUUUUUAACCCCUAAUCUGCCACUACGGACAUCGCCACCACUAGAAUAAACAUAUUAAACCCUAAACUGCCGCACUCCCGCCUCGCAAACACUAGUUAAAUAUUAUUAACCCCUAAUCUGCCGCCCCUAACAUCGCCGCCACCUACAUUAUACUUAUUAACCCCUAAUCUUUCGCUCCGGACAUCUCCGCAACCUAUAUUAUAUUUAUUAACCCCUAAUCUGCUGCCCCCAACAUCGCCGCCACCUACCUACAUUUAUUAACCCCUAAUCUGCCGCCUCAACAUCGCGCCACUAUAUUAAAUGUAUUAACCCCUAAAUCUAAGUCUAACCCUAACACCUCCUAACUUAAAUAUAAUUUAAAUAAAUCUAAAUAAAAUUACUAUCAUUAACUAAAUAAUACCUAUUUAAAACUAAAUACUUACCUAUAAAAUAAACCCUAAGAUAGCUACAAUAUAACUAAUAGUUACAUUGUAUCUAGCUUAGGGUUUAUUUUUAUUUUACAGGCAAGUUUGUAUUUAUUUUAACUAGGUAGAAUAGUUACUAAAUAGUUAUUAACUAUUUAAUAACUACCUAGCUAAAAUAAAUACAAAUUUACCUGUAAAAUAAAACCUAACCUAAGUUACAAUAACACCUAACACUACACUACAAUUAAAUAAAGGGAGUUUAGAAGGAGUUUAGUUGAGUUAAGAUCAGUUAGGAUUCUGAAUGAUUGUUCUUGUUGGUGUUUGAACAAUACGGUAUUCACAUUGAUAGUAAUCAUAUAACUUUAGCAUCAGAUCUUAAUUUGAAUUCAGUUACAACCUACCAGUGGUAUUACACACAUUGAUCUACCUCUCAGUAUCUAAUAUUUUCCCACCGGUAACUCCAUUGCAGCUGUUUAAGUGAUUUUAACCCAUAGAGGCCUAUUUAUCAAGCUCCGCUGUUCCAUAACCUGUCUGCCUGCUCUGAGGCGGCGGACAGAAAUCGACAGAAAUCAACCCGAUCGAAUACGAUUGGGUUGAUUGACACCCCCAGCUAGUGGCCGAUUGGCCACGAAUCUGCAGGGGGUGGUAUUGCACCAGCAGUUCACCAGAACUGCUAGUGCAAUGAUAAAUGCCGAAAGCGUAUGCUGUCUGCAUUUAUCGAUGUGCAGCGGACAUGAUCCGCUAUAUCGGAUCAUGUCCGCUCGCACCAUAAUAAAUAGGGCCCAUAUUGUGUCUUUUUUCUGUUUAAUAAAGUGAGAGUUUGAAUAGUGAUAUUCAAUUCACCUUAUUUUAUAACAACCUUUUCACCUUUUCCCAUUCUGUAUCACUUUUGAGGGGUUAGCACUCUUUUUAUCACUACACAUAUAGCUGAAUGUUGGGUGCAUCUUCUACUUUUGGGUUGUGUAACAAUUAUAAAAAUAAAAAAAGGUGGUAAAACAUGUUA